Messenger RNA from Diabrotica virgifera virgifera (western corn rootworm), 3078 nucleotides. RefSeq lists its product as uncharacterized. The transcript has 2 exons. The record is from RefSeq and is a predicted model, not a curated record. Bases 1031 to 1705 code for a protein of 224 amino acids. Lineage: Eukaryota; Metazoa; Arthropoda; Insecta; Coleoptera; Chrysomelidae.
AGUGAUAUAUUUCUUGUGAGAAAAACUGUUUAUAUUUAUUUUUUGGUGAUUUAUAGUGAAUCUAGACUUAUAGGCUUUUUGGCGAAUCUAAGAACAUGACUGAAACUGGUUAUGUGAAGGCAAAAUCGGACAAUCUUCCGAAAAUAGAUGCAUUUAUGAUGACACAAUAUUUUGCAUCAAAUCUCGAUUUUACGAGCCCAGAGAUUAAAGGAGUGAAAGCUGCAAGAUCUGAACGAGAAUCUUAUGGUGAUUCGGCAGUUGGCUAUGUUCAAGUGAGACGAGAUGGAGAGAUAUGUACAGUUAAAGCUCGGAUUACACCUGAGCAUAAAGUACGACAGAAAUGUUAUUCGGUUAUUUGCACUUGCAAUGAAAAGGAAGAAACUAUUCUCUCUGUGCAAUGUGAAGAUUGUUCUGCACAUUUAGGUAACUGUUUUACUUGCUUAUUAUCCAUAGAUAUAAUAACACAAUAGAUUAGGCCAGGUCUGAAAAAUAGCGUAACGCGGAGCAGUUCGGGUCGGUGGUCUAUCUAUCUCUCUCUACCGGCGCUUAGCUUUCCCUCUCUAGCAUAUGAUGGCUGCCGCCUCUGUGUCACUGUCGUUCCAUUACUCCCACCUCUUGGUAGAUACGCUCACACUCGCACGACAGACAAAGAUAGCUAGACCACUGUACUUGAUAUUGGCGUUACACCCUGAUGCAUUGAGUGGCAUAUCCCUAGCCUGAUCUAUUGUUGACAUAUCUCUGUUAUUAUCGGUGACCUGCUCUUAAGCCCUAGUUGGUUAUUAAACCACACUGCUAUGAACUAUGUUAUAUUUUAAGCAUGCUAUAGCUUUUUUGGCAUGGCUACAUCGGCGUAGUGAAGAUCCGUCUCCCACUAGUGUAGAGUGCUAUUGGAAGAAAUCGAAGUUAUCGUCAAUUGGUACUAGCCUGCGGUUUAUAAAAGCUAAGGAAAUUUGUAGUGGACCUAAACAUAAACUUAUGCCAGUAGCUUUGAAUACUGAAAGCUUCCUCACAGUAGUUAGAAACAAUUGUAAUGGUUGGUGAUACGAACAAUCAUUUGAUGAAAUUUUAUAGAGAGCCAAACAAAGUGGAAAAGUUAUCUAUGCAUCAUCUACAGUCGUCAAGUAACGCUACAACCCCUCCUGAUUUUAUAGACUACUGUAAAAGUGUAAUGACAGUAGAUGCAUGCAAAGAAGCUGAAGCAGCAACUAGGAAUCAAAAUGAUUGCCCAUUGUGGCACGAGUUAAGGUAUGGAAGGAUCACUGCUUCAAAAGCAUACGAAUGUGCACAUUGUAAUACUUUUGAUGGAGCAUUAACUCGGACCAUAUUGGGAGCAACUAAAUUGAGGGACACAGAGGCUAUGCAAAGGGGUAGAUCCUUGGAAAGCCAUGUUUUAAAGCAAGUGGAAAAGAUAAAUGGCAUAAAAAUAAAUAAGUGUAGAUUAAAGUUAAGUGGCACAUAUCCUAUCAUGGGAGCUUCCCCAGAUGGUGAAACAACUACAUUAAGUAUUGAAGUAAAAUGCCCAACAUCCAAAAAAGCCAUGGAAAGAUAUAUCGGCCCAGGAAAUAAAGUUGCAGCAAAAUACAUGACCCAAGUACAACUACAGAUGUAUUUUUCUGUUAAAUCAAAGGCCCUGUUUUGUGUUGCUGAUCCUGACUUGAAAAAAAAAAACAAAAAAAGUAACAAUAUUAGAAGUGGAUUACGAUAGGCAACUUUGUGAAAAUUUGUUGGAAAAAUGCAACAUUUUUUGGAAUAACGCCAUCUUUCCCAAACUGUAUAAAUAUGUAGAUGAAAAAAUUUAAUAGUAAGAUUAUUUCUGUUUUGUGUAUUGUAGAGGUAUUUCUUUAAUUUCUAAUUAUCAAUGAGAUUCAAUAAAACUUCUUUUUUUUUUGUAGACAUGACUAUCUGUUUUUUUUUCAAUGUGCCUCCAGUAAGUUGUCAUCCCAUCCCAUCAACAGUUAUUAAUGUUGUUAUUCUUGCAUCUCCAUCGUAUAUCUGUCCCAUAGUGUCUUACCAUGGAUGGGUUUUCAUUUUUGCUGUUUCUAGCAUUAUUUUUGUCCUCUCUGAAUCAGACAGUAUUUCUGCUGCAUAUUGAAUGCACUCAUUAUUGCACUCCGGCUCUAAUUUACAUCUUAGUAGAUUUGCUGUUAUAACUAAGCAUUUUGUCUUUUUUGGGGAAAUUAACAUGUUAAAUUUUCUGGUAGUUAUAUUAAAUUGGUGCAGCAUAUGUUGUAAAUCGUCUUCACUUUGAGAUAUUAGUAUUGUAUCGUCUGCAUAGCAGUUGUAAAUUUAGUUGUUACUUUUUUUAUUAUUUCAUCCAUCAUCAAGUUAAACAAUAGAGGACUCAGGGAAUCCCUCUGUCUUGUCCCAUUGCCAACUUCAAUUGGGUCAGUUAGUGCUUCUUCUACUUUUACUAGUACUGUUGUUCUAGUAGAUAUUUUCGAUCGCUUUAAUUAUUCCUAGAAGUACCUCUCUUGCAUACAAUAAAUGGAUAACAUAAAAGUCUUCUUAAGGUCCAUGCAACAUAAAUGCAGAUUUUUUGUAUUCUAAUGAACCUCACGAAUUUGUUGAACAUGCCUUAUUAUAAAUAUAGAGUCAGUGAAUGACCUUCCCAACUUAAAACUUUGUAAAAAAAAAAUUAAUAAAACAAAUUUAAACAUACAUGUUUUUUAUUUUGACUUCCCAAUAUAUUUACAAGAUUACAAUAAAUGUGAUUAAUAUGUAUUUUUCAGUUUAAUUUUUGGUCAAAGUACAUUGCAAGGUAAAGUAUUUGAUAGUUUCUUUCUGCUGAUUUAUAAUUAGUUUUUUAUUGUUCUUGAUUAUAAUACAGGCUACAGGCUCCACUAUAAGCUGGGUGUGUGGUAUUCUAGGUUAUUUAGUUUAGUAUUUUAAAUCAGCUUCUACUUGUAAAACCAGUUUCACAUAUUAUUAUUAUCAUUAUAUCAAUGUCAUGUUUGAUAAUAAUGUUGGGUCAGUCCAUUGGUCCAUUGACUGUAGGUUAGUCAUUUUAGGAGGUUUAACAUAGUUGACAUUUACUCCAUAAAUCCUUUAAUUAUUGAUCCAAGUUUAAAUAUUAGAAUA